AAGAAUAUCAAGUUUCAUUAAAUGUUUGUUAUUGUUUGGUUUCGCAAUCUGACUUGACGUUAGUGAAAUAACAAUUAAAGGGGGUGAGGCAUUUCACUGAAAUAUAGUAAUUUUAUAAAAUAAUUACGAAUUAAACGAUUACCACAUUUAUACGCUUUUCGUUCGACUUCUUAUCGCAUCAAUUUCUUCAUAAUUAUCGAUUGAUAUGCUUUAGAAGAGUUUUUCCUGUGUAACUUAAAGUACAAGUGAACACUUCUCUAGGCAUUCAAAAUGGGCAAUAUUUACACUGUUGGACCUAAUGAAGCCCUAAUUGUAUCAGGAGGUUGUUGUGGAUCUUUAGAUAAACGAACAGUUGUAGGCGGUUGGGCAUGGGCCUGGUGGUUAGUUACUGAUAUACAGCGACUUUCUCUUGAGGUGAUGACUUUGAUGCCUAAAUGCGAGCAUGUUGAGACUGCUCAAGGUGUUCCACUCACAGUGACUGGUGUUGCACAGUGUAAAGUCAUGACUGAAAAAGAAUUUUUAUCAACAGCUGCUGAACAGUUUCUUGGUAAAAGGGUUGAUCAUAUAAAGUCUGUCAUACUUCAAACUUUGGAAGGUCAUCUUAGAGCAAUUUUAGGUACUCUGACUGUUGAGGAGGUUUACAGAGAUAGGGAUCAAUUUGCAUCUCUGGUGAGAGAAGUCGCUGCACCAGAUGUAGGUAGGAUGGGUAUUGAGAUUCUGAGCUUCACCAUCAAAGAUGUAUUUGACCAGGUUGAAUAUUUGUCUUCACUUGGAAAGGCCAGGACGGCUGCUGUCAAAAGGGAUGCAGAUGUAGGCGUUGCACAAGCUGAAAGAGAUGCUGGAAUCAGAGAAGCUGAAUGUGAAAAGUCUGCCAUGGAUGUGAAGUAUAAUACCAACACCAAAGUUGAGGAUUCUCAUAGAAUGUAUCAACUGCAAAAGUCCAACUUUGAUGCAGAAGUUAAUACUAAGAAAGCUGAAGCUCAGUUGGCAUAUGAACUACAGGCAGCUAAAAUGAAACAAAAAAUUCGUAGUGAAGAAAUAGAAAUUGAGGUUGUUGAGAGAAGAAAGCAGAUAUCUAUACAAGAAAAAGAGAUUCUUCGUAAAGAGAAAGAACUGAGUGCUACUGUCCGAUUACCAGCUGAAGCUGAAGCCUUCCGAGUUGAAAUGAUUGCCCAGGGCAAAAGGACACAAACGAUGGAUCAAGCUAGAGCCGAAGCAGAAAAAAUUAAAAUGUUAGGUGCAGCUGAAGCUUAUGCCAUUGAAGCUGUAGGAAAAGCAGAAGCUGAACAAAUGAGAAUGAAAGCUGCAGCUUAUAAGCAAUAUGGUGACGCUGCCAUCAUGAGUUUAGUGUUAGAUUCUUUGCCUAAAAUUGCUGCUGAAAUUGCUGCUCCUCUUGCUAAAACAGAUGAAAUAGUAUUACUUGGUGGUGAUGAUAAGAUUACAGGAGAAGUCACAAAGUUACUAAGUCAGUUACCUCCGAGUGUACAAGCUAUAACAGGAGUGGAUUUGACUAAAGUGGUUAAUAAAGUAAUUUCCUCUAAAUGAAAAGCUUUAAUGAAGACUCGUAAAUAUUUAUAAUGCACCCAAGUGUACUGAAGUAUCUACUUUGCAUAAUGUAUUUUUAUUGCCUGUCUUUUGUAAAUAUAUACUCAAGGUUUUUAUGCUUGAAUUGGUUAUUUGAACUUCAAUCAACUGAAAUCUUGAAUAUUUUAUUAUAUAAAAACUUAAGUUGCUUGAAAUGUGUCGAAAAAUAAAGCUUCAAGGGGCAUUUGCAAAAUAGUUUUAAAAUUUUUUUUGAAAAAUUCGAAAAAUUGAUGAACCCAUGUAUUCAAAAGUGAGUAAAUAAUUUUUUUUUUGUCUUGUCAAAAUUGAGCCCAAUAUUGAGUAUUUUUGAAGCUUUUUAUGUCCUUAAAUCGGCAAUGCUGAGUGUUAAAAUAUUUCUCUGAUUAUUGUAUACUGAAAUUCUCAUUUUACCCAUUUCAUUUUGAAAUUAAGAUCUGUGCAUCUUUUUUUUUAUAGAAAUUGUUUUUAAAAGGCUGUUUUAUAAUUGAAUAUGAUUUCAAAUAUAUUUUGGCAGUGCUGUUAGGAGUCUAUUUCUUUGAUUUUGAUUUUUUAGAAAAAAUUCUUGUAGUUUUUUUUAAUGAUUUCAAAUAUCUUACCAAAAAUGAAAGCACUCGAUUGUCACUUCAUACUUUUAUACACUGAGAUCUGCAAAAAAUUAAAAACUUGACAAAAUAAAUUUAUGUUUUAUUAUUAAAUAAGGCUUAAAUAAGAUCUUUCUCAAAAAUUUUUUUCUUUCUACAAAGCUCUAAAGGUUUCAUAUCAAAUUCUAUUAAGCCCACACUAACAAGUUUUAAAACAAUUGGAAAAAUGUUUUAUAUUUAUACAUACUGAAAAAGUUAAACAGGUUAUUAAAAUAUUUUUUAAAAUACACAUAUUUAUAUGAAAAAAGAAAACAACUUUUUUUUAAAGAAAAAAAAGUGGUAUUCGCUCACUGGUACAGAGCUCACUGGAGAGACAUCCUAUUUUACUUUUUUAAAUUUUUUUUUUAAUGUGUAACUUGUUUUAGAGCAUUUUUUGUUGGUUUCUGAUGAUUUGGUGCAUAUCACCUUAAUUAAGUUGAAAUCCAUUGCAGCACUUAUAAUGGUGUGCACAAUUAGUUGUAUUUUAUAAUCUUAUUUCACAUUGAUUUAAAAGAAAAUUCUAAA
Molecule: messenger RNA, 2708 nt
Organism: Parasteatoda tepidariorum (common house spider)
Lineage: Eukaryota; Metazoa; Arthropoda; Arachnida; Araneae; Theridiidae
Product: flotillin-2
Biological process (GO): protein localization to plasma membrane; regulation of myoblast differentiation
Cellular component (GO): flotillin complex; cytoplasmic vesicle; plasma membrane
Molecular function (GO): protease binding
Source: RefSeq, a predicted model, not a curated record